This is a messenger RNA of Bactrocera tryoni, 3191 nucleotides long. RefSeq names its product ecto-NOX disulfide-thiol exchanger 1. Gene Ontology annotation, biological process: ultradian rhythm. Gene Ontology annotation, cellular component: external side of plasma membrane; plasma membrane. Bases 142 to 2874 code for a protein of 910 amino acids. NCBI's taxonomy places the organism in Eukaryota, Metazoa, Arthropoda, Insecta, Diptera, Tephritidae. Gene Ontology annotation, molecular function: protein-disulfide reductase activity; RNA binding. The transcript has 7 exons. The record is from RefSeq and is a predicted model, not a curated record.
UUCAUUUGAGAAAUAGAGAAUUUUGUAAAUAGUCGUUGUGGCAAAAUAAAGAUUAAAUGAAACUUUUCUGGUGAAAAAAGGGAAACCAAAUGUUGCAAAUGAAACAUUGUGAAGCAGUUCAAUUAGACGCUAUAAAGUUUAAUGGAUUUCAACUAUACUAACUUGGAAAAAAUGUUACCCCUACUCGGUUCCAUAUCUAGCGGGAACACCCUAAACAAUAAUCAGAAUUUUAUCAACCAACUGGCUGCUGCAAUAAGUACCGCAGUUGGUGCAGUGAAUGCGGUGUCAACCAAUCCCAACAGCAAUAAUAUGGCAGUAACUACGAAUAUGCGUGAUCGAACACCAGAACCACCACCGGCUCCUAGAUUUACCUCGAAUUCACCAAUCACAGUAAAGGCGAAUCGUGGUACCGCACCAAUGGAUAUUGAAACUGAAUCAGAGGCAGCGCCUAUAUCUGCAAACGCUAGUCUUAAUGGAACUACUACUGUUCACACUGCAGCCGACCCAAAUUUGCCAGUUGAUAAGCUGACAAUGAGCGUGCACAGCGCUAAUAUGUUUAUGAAUGGUUUUAUGCCACCAACGGGCACAGCUGCUGGCAUUACAGCAAAUCCCUACUUGUUCUUUCCUUCAGCCGCGUCAACAAAUGCUGCCUCAACAUCAGCAGCUGCAAUGGCCACGCCAGUGACUAAUCAAAUGUUUAUGGAUCCGACAGCAAUGUUGGCAGCUAUGCAGCAAAUGCAACAAAAUUAUGCUGCUAGCUUUGCCGGCACUUUGCCUAAUAACGAAAACUGUGUCAAUGGACAACCCGUUGCAGCAAAUGCCCCUGUUAACAGCAUGAAAGAGGUGAUUAAAACCAAGAAUUCCAUACUUUUUCCACCCAAUCCAAAUGCGCCACCCCCCACCACACGUGAACGACCGCCUGGUUGCCGCACAGUAUUUGUCGGCGGUCUGCCUGAAAACUGUACAGAGGAUCUGGUACGUGAAAUAUUCGAAUCUUGUGGUGAAAUCACUACACUGCGUACAUCGAAAAAGAAUUUCUGCCACAUACGCUAUCGUCACGAAGCGUCCGUUGACCGCGCCAUCUAUCUCUCUGGCUAUCGCAUACGCAUCUCUAACUCUAGCGAACCGUCAAAUUUUGGACGCCUACAUGUUGACUACGCGCAAGCCCGCGAUGAUCUCUACGAUUUUGAGUGCAAGCAGCGUCAAUUGCAACGUGAGCAACGGCACAAGGAACGCUUGUCUAUCGAUCGUACACGUUCUCAAUCGCCGCCACCCAUACCACAUUACAAUGAUCAUGAAGCAUCAAUGGUAGCCGAGCAUUUGCGUAGCGGCGACACUUUCGUUAAAGCCGUACAAACAAUUGCAAUUUGGCUGGAGCGCGGCGACUGCACAAAACGCAAUGCCAACAUGUUUUACUCCAUGAUACAAAGCACACACGCCCAUGUGCGGCGUCUACAUACUGAUAAGCAGCAGUUGGAAGAUGAUCUACGUAAAGCGCGUGAAAGCUACCGCAAACAAAUGCUGACUAUGUCCGCACAAUUCACUCAGAUUGAAAAAGUGUUCAGUGCUGCAAGUCACAAGAAGGUUUGGGACCAUUUCACCAAAGCCCAAAGAAAAAACAUCGAUCAGUGGAAGAAGCUGGCAUUGGAAUUACGCUCCGUGCAGAUUGAGGAUGAUGAAAUGGAAAUGUCUGACGACGAUCGGAACUAUCAGGGCAGCAGCGCAAAGAGAACACGCUACGAUGCGGAGAGUUUGAAGGAAGAAAACGACUCGCUGCGCUGUCAGCUAGAAGCUUUGCGUAGCGAAAUGUCGCACGUCCGCACCGACAUCAAAUACGACAAUGAUUAUCGUGAGAAACAGAUCAAAGUGCUGCAGGAAACGAUACGCAAUAUGCAAACUCAAUUGAUGCAGACGAAAAUGCGCGAACAAAAGGACAACAAAACAAUUGAACAGCUCGAGCGUAAGUUGAAAGAAGCUGGCGUGAAGCAAUUAUUGUUAAAGACUAGAAUCAAAGAAACCACCAACAAGCGAAGAGAUCGCGAAUCAUCGUCAAUUAAUUCCGAGACCAGUGAGAUAUUAAUCGAUGAAACUGAAGAUAACGAUAUUGAUGAUGAGGACGACAAUGAUGUGGAAGAGGUGGCUGUGGAAGAUUCAACGAGAAAUAAGCCGAAAGAUUCGACAAAGUCCAAUAGGGAGAGAGAUAAUACUGAAAAUUCGACUAAUGCCGACAAAACUAAUCACAUACAAAUUAUAGAUAUUGAUGGCUACAAAAGUGAUGACGAAGUGGAUAUUAUCGAAGAUCAGAAUGACGUUGUAGAAAUACACGAAACCGAUGAUGACGAAAAAGUCACAAACCAAAGCAACAAGACAGACGAAAAAACGUCAGAGGAAGCAGCGCAUGCCGAUCGUUCAGACAUUCAAAAAGCAGCUGAAACUGCAACAGUGCAAAAGACAAUCGAAACCCCUACGCUUGGGGACAGUGUUGAAACUAAGGAUGCUAGCGGUGAUAUUUCUAGUACCGACAAAGUUAAGGUGCAGUUAUCAGAGGAAAGCAAAGUGAUUGAAUUGAAAUUCUUGCCAUUUGUGGAGGCCCAAAUCAUAGCGUUAGUGGCUGCCUAUCUAAUAGUGCAACCGUUUGGCGUCAGCGCUGAGUCAAUUUGUAGCUACUUGCGGCAGUACAUGAAGAGGCUGGACUUACAGGUGCCAACGUUAGAGCAGAUACUGACAAACUACACUAACCUCUUCAAGUUGGAACAUCCAGCUGAAGUAAGUUGUAAUAACGACCCCAAGCCACAGUGGAAAUUUUGCGGAUUUACUGCAGCUGAUGGUGGAACCGGCGGCAACGAGCGUGACAACGCUAAGGGCGAAGAGUGAAAAUAAGGACAUUUAAGUCGUCUUGCUAAUAACCAAACAUGAAACCCGAAUUUUAUUACAUUUAUACUCGUAAGCAUCAAUUACUCGCAAAAGAGACAUCGAUUUUAAUCCGUACAUUUUAAAAAAAUUUCUUAAAAAGUAAUUACUAGAAUUAAAAAAUUAUACGUUUGUAAAAACGGUGAUUUUAAAUAUGAACUCGCAUAAAUAUUUGCUAUUCGAAAAAAAACGAGAUUAGGCUUCGUGCCUAGUUUAAUUUUUACUUAAAUAUGUUUAUUAUAUUAACUUAAUAAAAACCAAUGAAACUGGUCAUUUAAAUA